AAAGGGGAGAAGGGCCGGUUACAAAAGAUGGGCUUUGAUUUUGACAGGCCUAAAACGAUUCUUCUUUAUUUAACUGAAGGCCCAGAUGUAAGAGAAUGCGGCGCCGUUUUUAUUGGAAGGUCGGCGAACGCACUGGGAAAACAUGGGCUUCAGUCAGACAAAGGCCCAAGAACCCUCCUCUCUUUUUAAUUGAAAGCCCAGAAAAAUGAAAUCGGGCAGCGUUUCGAUUGAGAGGUACGCGGUCGGCCAGCGAAAACGAGAAAUCCCCGCAAAGUGGAAAAACGGGUGCCAGAAACGGUCGAAACGCGAAACGUUUCGUGUUCUCAAAACCAAAAUCGAAACGCGAGAAAUUGAAGAGAAAUUGAAAUUGACGAGAUCUCGCGAUAUCACAAAAUAUCGCGAUAUUUAUGCGUUUUAUUGACUUUUUCGCGAUAUAUUGACCCUAUGCUUUAUUGGCGGUUUGAGUAGCCAGAAAAAAAUGGGGAAAACAAGAGAAAUCCCGGAGGACGAUCGCAUAGAGACACGGGGAACCAACAGAAAACAUAGUACAUUCAUGAAUUGCGCCCAAAUUCCUGCAUCCAAUUGCGAUUUGGAUUCCAGAAUGGGUUGGGUGGCCGGAAUUCCAGCUUCAGAUUGUGAACUUGGGAGUCGAAGCGAGGUUGCAGAAUGUCUCGGGUUUCUGGUUCUUGGGCAUUGGACUCUACAGUAUCGACGAUUACUGCUUGAUUUGGGUCAAUCGGGAGCUAUGGUGGAAGCAAAAUUAAUACUCGUCGAAGUUCAGAGGACCUUCGAAGAGCUGCACCUCGAAUAUAAGCCCUACCCUGGUGCUAUUGCUGCUUUGAACAAGUUGGCAACAAAUGGUGCGAAAAUGGUGAUCAUAAGCAACUCCUCACGUCGUGCGUCAGUUACUAUGGACAAGAUGAAGGCACUGGGAUUCAGACACAUCUCUCUUUGGCCUUAAUUUGCUGGAGUCAUCACUAGUGGAGAGUUGACAUAUCAACACAUGCAAAGGUUGGCCAUCAGUUACGUUUCGAUCCCUUUGGUUGUCAAAGCAAUUGGUUUGGAAUAUGAAUCACGAUCAAUGCGACUUGAUGAUUUGUAAUUGAGCUCUUGAAUUUUCGUUAUUUGGCUGGCUUCUAUUACGAUGUAUUAAUUGUUUCCAACCCAUGUCCCAUUACGUAUCUUGUCGACUAGAUCCGUCUUUGAUGGUCGACUCUGCCGCUUUCUGCUUUGAUUGACUAUUGAACAGCUUUAGUGCUUAAACAACUAUAUAUAUUGCAUUCUGUUUGAGCUAUUGUUUCCCUGUACUGUUAUGACAAGUAGGAGAGAUGAUGACUGGUUUAAUUUGCAUUGCAGCACUAGGAAAGUCAUGCGUUCAUAUCACCUGGAGUGACCCUGGACCUGGAGCUAUAUCUCUUGAGGAGUAACAUACUUAAUCCUUUGUUAUCUUCACAAUCAAGUAACUAAUUACGUUUAUUUAUGUUCAAGUAGUUGUGCUUAUGGUUCGUAAUUGAUGGUUUGAAAUAUGAUAACCCUCCUUGCCUACGAGUGACCAGGGUCUAGGGUUGCAGGUUGUGGACAGUGCUGAAGAAGCUGAGUUUGUCUUAGCACAUGGCACUGAAGCCUUGGGGAGUUGUUCUGGAACCACUUCUCCUGCAACUCAACUCUCGAGGAGCUUGCUUGAGAAAAUAAUGGAGCACUGCAUGUGCUCUGCUAGAAAACUACCAAUGGCAGUAGAAAAUCCAGAUUUUGUACCGGUUGAAGCAAGGUCCCUACCCUACGUGUGAUGCCAGGUUGGUAACUCCUAUGUAUCCCCUAAUUAUUCCUUUGUGCUGUCCUCCAGAUCUUUCUGUAAUGCAAUCAUAUAUAGGUUAACCAGAAAAUUUCUACUAGCAAUUUGAUAGCUGUUCAGCUUACUAAUGAAACCAUUAUGGUACAGUACAGUGUUUAGCAAGCAAUUUGACCUUCCUUGCAUGGAUGUUAAAUUCAGGUACAUUAAUUGGCUGCUAAUUAAGUACGAUCGAGAAGCUUGGAGGAGAUCCAAGUGAAGUUAAAUUCAUGUUUGUAUUAAUACGAUCAUUUGUUCUCUUAUUACCAGAUAAUUGCCAGACGCCAGUGAUGGACAUGGCUGGAAUCAAUCGGAGUAGUCUCUGAACUUGGUGUCGGAGGAUCUAUCAUCUGUGAAAGCCCUUGAGUUGAAGUAUGCCACUUCCCCCUUCCUACGUCUUAAUUACCAGCAUUUGCAUGGUAAGGGCAGAUUCAGGUCAGCCUUCUCAAUCCAACUCCAACUCCAAGGAUCCAUGUUUAUGAAUCGGGCGGUAUUAGUUUUCUCAGUUGCACGUACGUUAUCAUGUCUUGUUUGUAAGGUGUAUGAAGGUAUUAGAUAAACAACUUUUGAUUUCAUUGCAUUUAAACGGUAACAUGCAUGUGCCAGAUCAAUGAAAACAGAAGAAGAAGGAAAUAAACAGUAUAUAUGAGACAACUUUUAUAGCUAGUACUAGGAUCAAUACCCGUGGCUACGCCACGGGGACUUAAGUUGUAUCAACAUGACCGUAUGGCUGGUAGUUCAGAUGACGAUAGAUAAGAACCGUCGUAUUAUAGGCAAUGAUGUGAGUUUUAGAGUAUUGGAAGUGUGUUCAUGAAAAACAGUCAAGUAAAAUCCGAUUUAGCUAAAAUUAAUAACCUUGGUAUACUAAAGUUCAGAAAAAGAAUAUGUUAACCGUUUUAGUUUGGUCGAUAAUGGUAAGUUGCUGAACUAACUGCCACCAAGAAAGGAUACGUUUAAAAUUGAUGCUCUCCACAAUCCACAUCAAUAUAGAACCUAGUUGUGGUUGUUCUGAUUUGGAGGGAACUUGGUGAGCAGUGUUGUAAUUUAAUUUAUAUAUAUUAAACUGGACAUGUAAAGGCAUGCUUAAGUUGUAUUCUGUAUUUACAAACGGUUAGAAAUAUGGUGAUGAAGCUUUGGGUAUCAAUACAAAUAUAAGAAAUUGUCCUGCACAUU
This is a messenger RNA of Linum trigynum, 3001 nucleotides long. Lineage: Eukaryota; Viridiplantae; Streptophyta; Magnoliopsida; Malpighiales; Linaceae. The record is from the annotation of a GenBank genome assembly.